GGAGGCAGGUGGGCCGGAGUCUCUGUUCAGCCCCAGCCGCGGCGGCACGCAGGACAGAGGUCACUUGAACCCAGACCGCACAUCCCUGGUAAAUACAUCAGCUUUUAAAUCAAUCUUGGUUCAAAGUCCAGCGAGUUCCGAGGCAAGAGCUCAGUGCAGAGCGAAUUCCGCGACCCACAGCUGCUCCUGCUCCAGAUCCAGAAAUGGCUUCCACUUUUAACCCCCGAGAAUGCAAGCUGUCCAAAAAAGAAGGACAAAGCUAUGGCUUCUUUCUGCGAAUUGAGAAGGACAUAGACGGCCACCUGGUCCGGCUGGUGGAGAAGGACAGCCCUGCAGAGAAGGCAGGCCUGCAGGAUGGAGACAGGGUUCUCAGGAUCAACGGCGUCUUUGUGGACAAGGAGGAGCACGUGCAGGUUGUGGAUCUGGUCCGCAAGAGUGGGAACUCCGUGACUUUCCUGGUUCUGGACGGCAGGUCCUAUGAGAAAGCCGUAAAGGCGCAGGUGGACUUGAAGGAGCUGGAGUAUGGCGAGAAGGAGCCGAGUGUGGUGGAUGGUGAGAGGCCGGCCCCGGUGUUGAAUGGAGCCGUGCAGACGUGGGCACAGCCUCGCCUCUGCUACCUGGUGAAGGCGGGGAGCAGCUAUGGGUUCUCUCUCAAAACUGUUCAAGGCAAAAAGGGAGUGUACAUGACAGACAUAGUACCCCAGGGUGUGGCCAUGAAGGCUGGUGUCCUGGCCGAUGAUCAUGUGCUUGAAGUGAACGGGGAAAAUGUCGAAGCCAGCAGCCACGAGGAAGUGGUUGAAAAGGUGAAGAAGGCAGGAAGCCGGGUCAUGUUCCUGCUGUUGGACAAGGAAACAGACCGGUGCCAUAGUGAGCAGAAGAUCCAGUUCAAGAGGGAAACAGCCAGCUUGAAGCUGCUGCCUCGGCAGCCCCGACUUGUGGAGAUGAAGAAGGGAGCCAAUGGCUAUGGCUUCUACCUGAGGGCAGGCCCAGACCAGAAGGGUGAAAUCAUCAAAGACAUCGAUGCAGGAAGCCCUGCUGAGGAAGCCGGCUUGAAGAGCAAUGAUCUGCUGGUGGCUGUCAAUGGGGAGUCUGUGGAAUCCCUCGACCAUGACAGUGUGGUGGAGAUGAUCAGGAAGGGCGGAGACCAGACAUCACUGCUGGUGAUGGACAAAGAGACUGAGAGCAUGUUUCGACUGGCUAACUUCUCUCCAUUUCUCUACUAUCAAAGUCAAGAACUGCCAAAUGGUUCUGCUAAGAAGGCACCAGCUCCUACUCCUGCUCCUCUGGCCGUCUCGAGUCCAGAUACUACAGAGGAAGUAGGAGACUACAAGCCCAAACUCUGCAGGCUGACUAAAGGGGACAGUGGUUAUGGCUUCCACUUGAAUGCGAUUCGGGGGAAGCCAGGCUCAUUCGUCAGAGAGGUCCAGAAGGGCAGCCCUGCAGAGCAGGCUGGGCUGGAGGAUGAGGAUGUCAUCGUUGAAGUGAAUGAUGUCAAUGUGGAGGAUGAGCUUUAUGAGAAGGUGGUGGAGCGAAUCCAGAGCAGCGGGAAGAGUGUCACGUUCCUAGUGUGUGGGAAGAAGGCCUACAGUUAUUUCAAGGCCAAGAAAAUCCCUGUGGUUUCCUCCAUGGCUGAGCCACUGGAUGCCCUCCCGGAUACCACUGAAGAAAUUCAGGAAAAAUCAGAGUGUGACUCACACACAGCAAGAGAAAGAGCGCACAGUACAGCCUCCAACUCGUCCUCUGGUUCUGAAGACACAGCAAUGUGAUGGGCACAGAGAAGGGCUCUGGCCGAAGGCUGUUUCUGGGCAUUUCCCCGAGAUCCUCUCACCUCUCAGGCCCCAGUGGCCGUGCAUGCCACGUCUCUGAGCACUGCGUCUCUGGCAGCCUCUGGCCGCAGCGCACUAUUGGCGCUUUCAGGAAUGCCUACCACAGAUGGCUGAUUCGUGGUCGCUUAGGAAAAGCUAACGCAGGAGCCAGAUUCUUUUUUCCUUUUCUCUCUCAAGCUUCAACUUAACCCCACUUCUUUGCAUAAUGAUCCCUCUUCAAUUUUACAGGCUCCUUGAGCACCAGAGACGAAUUCAUAAAUCCACAUAUGAGUUGCUGAUUCAAGUAUCUGAGUAUAAUGUCUACUAAAAUUACGCUUUUGUAAGAAUGUGAUUGCUAAAAUAAAAUACCAGUUAAAAAUGUAAUCUGAGUCACCUUGGGACAUCCUUGUUGACUGGCAGAAUCUUAAAAACGCCUUUGGUUUUGGUAAACUUUUUAAUGCCUUACCCUUCAUUUUGCCUCUAGAAACCCAAGCCACAAUCACAUGCAGAAUAAGAUGUUAAUAAUAAUAAAAGAGUUCCUGAUAAUAAAAUGCAGUAUUUUCUUAAACUGCAUCUGAGUGUUUUACAAACUUCCCAAUAUCUUCCUCUUUGUUGAUGAAGAAAUGGAAUCCCUUGAGGAACAUCCGCGACUAAGACACGCAGUGUUUUGCCACAACAAG
Sorex fumeus (smoky shrew) is the source of this 2485-nucleotide messenger RNA. It is a transcript of the gene PDZK1, whose product is annotated as PDZ domain containing 1. NCBI's taxonomy places the organism in Eukaryota, Metazoa, Chordata, Mammalia, Eulipotyphla, Soricidae. Gene Ontology annotation, molecular function: signaling receptor binding; protein-membrane adaptor activity. The transcript is spliced from 9 exons. Gene Ontology annotation, biological process: protein localization to plasma membrane. Gene Ontology annotation, cellular component: apical plasma membrane. The record is from RefSeq and is a predicted model, not a curated record. The coding region runs from base 204 to 1766 and encodes 520 amino acids.